Molecule: messenger RNA, 2717 nt
Organism: Trichobilharzia regenti
Lineage: Eukaryota; Metazoa; Platyhelminthes; Trematoda; Strigeidida; Schistosomatidae
Source: the annotation of a GenBank genome assembly
AAAUUAUUCACUUCCGCUGAUUUUGUAGAUCUGGUUCAUGAUGAUACCGUAAAAGACGUUUUUAUUAAAUUUUAUAGAAAAGGAAUUUUAAAAAUUUAUCACAAAAUUAUUAUGAAUCAGCUAAACUUUGAAGCGAUUAACAAAGCUCAAGUUCUCCUGAAACAUGAAAAUCUUUCAUCAAUCUACCAUGAAAAUGAAAAUAAUAAUUCCGAGGGAUCCCUGAACAAUCUUCUGAGUAAUAAUGUCGACUUAUUUUGGAGUGCUAUGCAUCAAUGUUUCCAUUUAACUGACAUCAUUCACUAUCAUUUCACACAUUUCAAUCAUUCCCUACCCAUUGUUAUAGGUGGUGGUGAUGGCGAGUACAGUGGAGUGGAACUACAAUCCCUGUACAACUGGUGUAAUCUAGGCAAAUCAACUUGGUUUAUAAAUAUAUUCACUAUAAUGCAUAAUAAUUCAUGGCAAGCUAAUUUCUCUCUUAACCUACAACAGUAUUUAUUACCAGUCCUCUUGUUGGUCAAUUGUUUCAGCCUAAUUACCUCAAUAUCUGGCGUUUAUCAACUCUAUACUCUGUCGAGUAAAUCAAAUCAAAAAGUUAUGAUCUUAAUGCAACACCAGUCAAUUGUACGAUGUUAUCUCCCUGCGACAUGGCCACUUAUUUUAUCCUAUUGUAUAUUUGGUUUAUUAUGGUUAAUAUUAGUACUUGGCUUGAAUAUGAUCACAAGUCAAUUUUCGAGCACAGCUAUCAGUCUGCACAGUCAUGAUUUCUAUUGUCGUACAGUUACUUACAUGACAAAUAUUUUAAGAUAUAUACCAACCUGGUUAAUUGGAUUAAUGCUGUGUGAUCGAGCUAUCGGUGAAUAUAGGAAUCGACAUUAUCUUUAUGAGAGACAAAUGAGUCGUCAGCGUAUAAUGCGUCGACGAAUUCCUAAUGCUGUCAGUGAAGGCGCGCACAAUGAUGAUUAUGAUGACGAUGUUGGUGUGGACGACGAUCUAGACAAUUGUACCAGUGAGACGAGGGUACAGAAAUGUGAGAGGACAAAAGACAGAUUAAUUUUACCUAAAAUUAUAUACAACAAUACAAGUGAUGCGCUGUCUUACACGGAAUCAAACAGUCAGCUGCAAUUAGACAGUGAAGCUGAUUGCCAUUCUGGUCAAAGAAACAUACAAAAACUACACAAUCAAAAGAGAUCUAACUUCUUAUUAUUCAGAAACUUUUAUUGUUGUUGUUGUAGUAACAAUGACGAUCAUAUUCGAUGCGUAUUUCAUGGAAUUAAACGAAUCUCAUAUGAUGCAAGCACCCUAUAUGCCAGCGAUGCCAGUGUACACAAGUAUUUAUCAAAAAACGACCCGAAAGCUACAUUCCACUCACAGUCGCAUAGUUAUGAACAGUUGUUAAAGGAUGUAUGCAAUUGGAAAGAAUGUGGAUUAGGUCGUGUCGGUGGAUUAGUGCUACUCAGUAUUCUAACAGCUCUAAUCUGUUUGAUCAAUACUCACCUAUUAUGGUUAUAUAAAAUUGGCAAAUCCAGUAAACGUUGUAUGCUGUCAGCUGGUGAUGCUAUCAUCUUGUCAUAUUUUUAUCCGUAUUUGUUAAAAAUAUGUCAUUCAAUCCUACCUCAUAUAUUGAUAUUCAUUUCUUAUGUGCUUCUUGGCUAUACAGCAUUGAGAAAAGGUCAUAUUCUGAAGACAGCGCUGACAAAUAUGCCACAGUCAAGAGUGCUAAGAACACCAACUAUGCUCACCUCACGAGAAGUUGACCAAACUACUACAUCGACCCCAACAGCAACAACAACAACAACUCGAAGGACACCCAUUAAACCUCAGAGAAAGAAACUCUACCAUUCUUUGUUCACGGAACCAACACAACUAGUUAUAUACUUGGGAAUUAUAAAUUUUGCUUUUGAAUUUGCAGAAAUUAUAGAAUGGUUCUACAUGGAAUUUAUAAUGAGUAAUAUUUUCCAACCGAUUACAAACCAUUUCGAGCCAAAUUUCAUAUUCAACGGUAAUAUUACCACUUUUAUGGACAGUGCAAAGACCAGGGAGAAUGAUAUUAUUAACAAUAGUAUUAAUAAUAAUAACAGUAACAAUAUAAAUAUGAAUAUUCCUAUGAACAAUACUCUACUACUCCAGAAUGUAUUGCACAGUAGUAAAGGACUCACAGAAUCAAUGGAGCGAAUGUGUUCAUACCAUUUAACCACUGGUUUAUUAAGAAUAUGGGCUAGUCAACGUUUUAUGCUUACACUGCCGAUAUUAUUCUUCAAUUCAGUAAAAUUUCGACAUGUUAUUCAAUACUUUUUCAGGUAUUACAUUCAAACAUUGAAAAUUCAACAUUUGUUUAAAAUAAGCUUCAAGGCGCAAAAUUCAAAUUUUCAAAAUCCAUCAAUAAAAUUAAUGAAUUCUUCAAAUAGUAAUCAUGAUAAUCAUAAUACUACUACUACUAUUAAUAAUAAUAAUGACAUUAAAGUGAAUGACACUUUAAACACUGACAAAGAUGAUAUUGACAUUCAGGGGAAUCAAAAAACCUAUGAACAUGGUACUGGGAAUGAGAUGAAGAGAAUUCCAAGACUGUAUUGUUGUUCAUGUAUUACACAACCGGUAAUCAUGAAUGAUGUCAGUGGGCGGUGAUAUAGACGAAACGUUGUAAAGAAAAUAUUCCUAGAAUAUUCUUAUUAUAAUAUAUUGUAUAUUCUGCGUGAAUUUGAAUGAGUAUAACCUGGGAG